Messenger RNA from Struthio camelus australis, 3259 nucleotides. RefSeq names its product gastrin releasing peptide receptor (gene GRPR). NCBI's taxonomy places the organism in Eukaryota, Metazoa, Chordata, Aves, Struthioniformes, Struthionidae. Gene Ontology annotation, biological process: G protein-coupled receptor signaling pathway. Gene Ontology annotation, molecular function: neuropeptide receptor activity. The record is from RefSeq and is a predicted model, not a curated record. Gene Ontology annotation, cellular component: plasma membrane.
GACGUCCAGAAGAUCCUGCCUAUAGGAUCUGAGUCGUCAAAGGAGCUGUUCUUUUUCCUCACUUUAAAUCCAGCUGACAAAUGCAGGUGCUAAAACCCGGAAGAGAUUGGGAAUGCAGCAUGAGUGACAGCAACUAUCAAAAGUUCUUGCUUUUUGUAAUUUCCUUAUUUCAGACUCAGUUCUGCUUGGCAGAAAUGAAGCUGGGAAUUUAACUAGCUUUGCUUUUGAAAAUGCCUCCCACUUACUGGUCUUUGAAUUUGACAGAUGGCUUUUUAGAACUGAGGAAUACCAAACAGGAAGACAAGUCAAUGAGAAAAAGACAAGUUUCAGGAUUCAAACUAUGCUAAAAGAUGUUCUCUUUUCAACUUAUGGAAACCCUGCCGUUGAACAAUGUGUCAUUGCUUUUUGUUUUCUUUAUUUUCAAAUGUAUCACAAAGUGAUAUGACUUUUAAACUUCAGACAGCUUAAACCAGUCAAGCAGCAGCAAAAUUAAAGCAAGACAUUUUAUACAAGGAUUGUCAAAGAAAACUAUCUUCGGAGAAGAACAAAGUGGGACAAUGGCAUCAGGAGAGUGCCUCCUGCUAGACCUGGAAAUGGAUAACUUCAUUCUCUACAACAUCUCUGUCAACCAGAGUGCAAAUCUCUCCAUCCUGAGCGAUGACUGGUUCUACCCAGCGUUCCUGUAUGCCAUCCCCACCAUUUAUGGGAUCAUCAUUUUAAUAGGCCUUAUCGGCAAUAUCACUUUGAUUAAGAUCUUCUGUACUGUGAAAUCCAUGAGAAAUGUCCCUAAUUUGUUCAUCUCCAGUUUGGCUUUGGGAGACCUGCUUCUUUUAGUGACUUGUGUGCCCGUGGAUGCCAGCAGGUACCUGGCUGAUGAAUGGCUGUUCGGAAGAAUUGGAUGUAAACUAAUCCCCUUCAUACAACUCACUUCCGUAGGGGUGUCAGUCUUUACUCUCACUGCUCUCUCAGCUGACAGGUAUAAAGCUAUAGUAAGACCAAUGGAGAUCCAAGCAUCCCAUGCACUGAUGAAGAUUUGUGUGAGAGCUGCUAUAAUCUGGAUUGUUUCCAUGUUGCUUGCCAUUCCUGAAGCUGUGUUUUCUGAUUUGCACCCCUUCCAUGACAAAGGCACUAAUAAAACCUUCGUCAGCUGUGCUCCUUACCCACAUUCAGAUGGGCUACAUCCCAAAAUUCAUUCAAUGGCAUCAUUUCUGAUCUUUUAUAUCAUUCCCCUGUCUGUCAUUUCUGUAUAUUACUAUUUCAUUGCUAAAAAUUUGAUCCGGAGCGCUUACAACAUCCCUGUGGAAGGAAAUAUACAUGUGAGGAAACAGAUUGAAUCUCGUAAGCGCCUGGCUAGGACAGUACUGGUCUUUGUGUGCCUCUUUGCCUUCUGCUGGCUUCCCACUCACAUCAUCUAUUUAUACCGGUCCUACCACUACUCGGAGGUGGACACUUCAGUGCUGCAUUUCAUUGCCAGCAUCUGCGCUCGGAUCCUGGCCUUCACUAACUCUUGCGUCAACCCAUUUGCUCUCUACUUGCUCAGCAAGAGCUUUAGAAAACAGUUCAACAACCAGCUGUUCUGCUGCAGAGCUCGCCUCCUCAUCCGCUCUCAGAGCAUGGCCAGGAGCACCACACGAAUGACCUCCCUCAAGAGCACCAACCAUUCCCUGGCUACCUUCAGCCUUAUCAAUGGCAACCAUGUCUGUCACGAAGGCUAUGUCUAAAAUGCAUUGUCAGGAACCAGGCAGGACAUGCCUAGUGUGAAAGGUUGGUUUUAUUCUGUGGGGCUGGGGAGCAGCGCACACACACACACACACACACACACACCUACACAAGGAAAUCUGUUGUGUUCAGAGACCUCAGAGGAGCUUGAAGCAUCCAGCUUUUCACCCUGGGCUGAGGCAUGUCCAGAGCAGCAGAUCAUUAGUACCUGACCACAAGAUCUCCCUGGGAUGGGCUGUGUCCCUUCAAAAUCCACUGCCUUUAAUGAAGGUGAAGAGAGUGCCGUAAGAUCAAAUCCAGUUCGGACCUGGAGUUUCUUCAUCAGUUUCUGCUCAAUCCCAGACUCAGGCAGACUUGCAGCAGUGGUAAAGACCAUACAAGGGGCACAAAAUUUGUCUAAAUGGUUGCAUCUACAAUUCAUGGUAUAAUUUAUUUUGAAGCCAAAAUAAAUCUACUUAAAUAAGGUAAAUAAUUUUACAAAGGAGUUCUAUGUAGGUUAUUUACAGACUUUUCAAGUAUUUAUUAAUGUUCUGAGUACAGUAUUAAUUCACGAUGUAAAAGAUAUCAAGAGUUUACUGGGGUAUGUUGGUGCCCCAUCUGAAAUGAGCGGUAUCUUGCACUGCAUCAAUGUGAAAGCAGUAACAUGUGAAUAAAUGUGAGUUGGAAUAUGUUUACAAUUUUAAAAUGUGUGAGAUUUGCCAUACUGCAGAGGAGACAGCACAGCAUUUUCUAAGCAUCCCUAUUUUACUCUUCCUGUCUUCAAGGUGUGAGAUAAUGGAUGUUUCACCACCUAAGUGGUAAUGCAGAUUUUCAAGGUGAUUGAGCUAAGGGCAAACAAGUAAUAGAAAAUGAAGCACAGAUAUUUUUUCAUGCAGUAGUGCUCUGUAACACUAUAGUUGCUCUGUAAAAGCCAUCAGGAGCACAAGGUCUGAUCUCCAACCAACAACUUUUUCCUUCCAUCUUCAUAGAAAUCUAUGGAGAUAGAGUGACAAAACUGACUAACAGAAUCAGGUCGUCUCUGCUUUUCACUCAAGAAUAGUUCUUUUUCCAGGUAUCAGCUAUUCUGGAAGUAGGAGCACAAUGUCCUGCAGAUAACAAACUCUUGACCUGCGUGGGCUAUAGAACAGGCAAUGAAGUUACACACCUGAUAAAGAAAGCUGCUGCAUAUGAGGCCAAAAAACAGUCAUUGUAGUAGAAUAUUGAGUUUUUAAUGGGCCUCAUCCUCUUCGAUGUUGAUCUUUUUUCUUCCCACGGCAAAAGAAAUACGAAAGCCAGUAAAACCUUGCCGUGGGCAUGCUCUGUGAAAGUAAAAAAAGUCGCGAGUGCACUGUAAUCGUGCCUAACCUUGAAUCUGUGAGUGCCCAGGGAUGCUGGUGGGAACUGCAGUCUCUAGGGACUGCAAAUGGGCUGUUAUGUGGAGGGCAGAGCUCUGAAAACUUUAACUCUUUUUAUCUUUGAGAGCAGCACCCUCCAGAUAGGUUCAACCAGCAGGUAUGUGAGAUGAGGAUGUGGCUACACCACCACGUCGAUCUGGCCUUCC